Molecule: messenger RNA, 3078 nt
Organism: Echinostoma caproni
Lineage: Eukaryota; Metazoa; Platyhelminthes; Trematoda; Plagiorchiida; Echinostomatidae
Source: the annotation of a GenBank genome assembly
AUGAGACCAGUCGCCGUAUUCGUACUUCCUGCAUUGAGUUCAGAUUACUCCAAUCCGGUCGAUUCAUUNUCCAAUCCGGUCGAUUCAUUAACGGGGCCACCAAUUGCAAUCACCCUCUCACCGGAUUUGUACAGUUCCAAUGUUUCCUCGUUUGUCAAUCACCUUCAGCAAAAAUUCCGUACUGCACACCAGCAGACAUUUUGUUCCCAUCCUUCCCUGAAUCAAGCCACCUUACUGAUUAAUGUGGGCAGCGAGAUCGGGCACCAGGUGAACGUAGCCCAUCUGCGUGUGGCGAUAUCUACUAUUCUUCAUCCAUUCACUCAAUUGUUACUUGUACGACCUACCAGUGUUGUGGAAUACGCAGCCUUAGAGAAGCUGUGUGACUUUGAAUUAGCUGUUUCCAGUCAGGUUCCUCUGCCCGGACAAAGACUGCGUGAUCUUCCCUGGGAUGAUGCGAUUCCUUUAACCCGAGGUAUUUCGGACGAAUGGACCGUUCAACAGUUAUCCCGCCUCGUCUACGGUUCCGUCGGGGUUGGAUGUGAACCACUGGUCAUCUUAGUCCGACGUUCUCCAUCACCUGCUGGACAGUCACAUGCUCGAGACAUACCAACCACAUGGGAAAAUCAGGCGAAUGUAUUAAAUCUAUCUAAUUGUCCGUUCGAUUCACUUGAAUCCAAUUUUCUUUCUGUUUUAUUUGACUCUGGUGUAAUUCGCUCGCUUGCAGAUUGUUUACUUAAUCUAUUUCACUCGCAGAAUGUUGUCUCCCGAUCCGAAAAACCGUCAUCUUCCAAUUCCACGCCAUCUGCUGCAAUCAAGCUAAUAGGGCUAACUGCAAAACCCGAUGGAGAUAAGUCUUCCCCGACUGGAAGGACAGUCCUCGAGCAGUGGCUCGACUGUUUGUCUAAAGCGUAUGGCAUACAACCAUCUCUAGAUUUCCCCGAAUUUAGCCCUAUUCCCCGGCUGUCUGAAAAUCACAAGCCUGAUCGAGAUCCCGUGUUUUCCGAGAACACACAUGUUCAAAAAGUCCCCAUGUGCAGUAUGCUCGUCUAUUGGCUUUUCCUCAGACUGGAUUACUAUGCAAAGUCGUUAUUGGAUGUGGUCAACCGUUCGGUUCAGUUGGCAAACCGAUCACACCGUGCAGUCCAUUCCAGUACCCAAUCUUCAUCUGACAUAUCCAUCGCAUUUCUGGCUGAUUUGAUAAAGUCUGCUCUGAGAUUGGCCCAGCCCAGACCGUUACAACAAAUGUGUCGAGUUUCGGACUUGGCUGAUUAUCCGUCAGAUGCCACUUCCAGUAACACGACAACAGCAAUAACGAAAGCUCAACAGGCUGAUAUUACCGAAAACUGGUCUAUACGAUCUCUACCAUUCCGGGCGUUAUGUCAGCUCUAUGCUCGAUGCAUGAAAGAUCAACCCCAGUCCGUUUCAUCGUUGAUCAAAAACCAUAUGGAAAACGGAGUUUUAGAUUUGAUAUUGUCUUUCCUGUGUUUAGUAGUAUUACGAUUAGUCCGUUCACCAAACUCGUCCAUAUUGCAGUCGGAGCAAAUCAACCUGAUUUUGGCAGCUCGAAUGGAACUUUCUCAAGAACUGACCGCUUUGACGCGUGCAGCAAAUGAAAAAAUGAAUGCGGACAGUCCCAUUAACCCGCCGUCUCACAUGGCUAAGGGGACCGGAUUUGCGUUCGGGAGCUCUGAAAGUCGAUGGAACACAGAGAUGGUUCGAAUCAAAAUCGCACGAGAAGAUAGUGAUGCAACUAUGUUGCUUCAUGCGUUGAUCGCAUUUUUGAAAACAUUCAUUUGCCGACCAUCAUGGGAAAGUCCGGAACCCGGAUUAGUUGAACAUUGUGCGCUAUUGCACACGGUUUCUCAUACGCUCGCUCGAUACGAUUUGGUGCGUAUGUUGAUCGCCUAUUUGCGAAAUGAUUCCGCAAUGGAUUUGGACAGCCGUGUCCCGCUCUAUCGCACUGUACUUCUACUACUUCGUGUGAUUGUUCACGUGCCUGCGCUGCACUGGAUUUUGGUGACCGGAUCCACUUAUACAGAGUCAGAACUGCAAACUAGCAUUGCAGAAUGCGCUCGCAUCGAUAUGGACUGGUUAACUCGUACGACCGGUUUAACCGAGGACAAAGAACUCAGUCCGAGUCAGACUACACUGCCCGAUAGCCUCCCUCGGGAUUGUCCAGCGCGUUUGGUACAUCAAAUUCUUCAAUUGAUGUCUGUCUACGACUCGCAGCUCAGCAAACUGGGACUGAAAAAGCAUGCUGAUCAGCCGUCCACGGCGGCUAUGCCUCGCCCAAGCACAAGUGGUGAGUCGCGAUGCACACUAGUGCGACAAAAAUCAUUUCGCUAUCGAAGAUACAACCGGAGAGUCUUGAAACAAAAUACGGUCCCUGUCAUUGAAGCAAACGAAUCAAUAGAUCCAGAAACCGAUAUGGUUGAAAUGACUAUUCCAACCGAGUUAACGGAACUGGGAUUGUGGUCCUUGGUCUCUGACGAUGAAAUAAUCCAGGAAAUGGGGGAUCGAGAUCCAACAGAAGAGGUUGAAUCAAAGACUGAUGCGGAUGAUUUAGCCGAGUCGAACACAGAUCACGCAACAUCAACCACUCCACUUCAUCAGGAACCAGUAGUUGAUGAACACACUGAAGAUUUGGAACAAGCGGAACGUAAUCCAAGCGGUUCGGAAGAAUACGUACCCGAUAUCCCGUUUGCAGAUUCAGCAACACUGAAUGUUUCCGGUCAAGAUCGGCCCGUUACUGACCAGGGGAACUCUCGGCAAAAAGAAGAACAACUUCACACAUUGUUGGCUGAGUUGCGCGUUACUGUCAAACUUGUUGGUUGGGCUGUGAAUGCUACGUAUAAUCGGAUCCAUGGCAGCUCUUCUCUUGCCCGCAUAUUGCCCACCGAUGCGUCAAUUCCGAACGGUUCAACUGAUCACGGCACUGCAAAGGAACAUCCAGACACAGCUGCCGAGUUUGCUCAGGUCUAUUGCUAUCGACUUGGCCCACUGCAGUUCGGUAAGUUUGAAGUUUAUGUUGAUGGGGAACGAAGUCCCAACUUAUAUAUUCCAUCUGUCAGCUGCUAA